CCUCAGCUGCCUGGGAUCGAUGCAUGAAGAGAUUCCAGGGCGGUGGUGGAGGAAGGGCCCAACGCCUGAGAUGACCCAGCGGAGGAAGAACCCGGCCGGCACCGGUUGGCCAAGACUACAAGUCCCAGGAGUCCGAGCGGCAGGCCCUCUACCUUCUUCUCAGAACCACGUUUCCCAGAACCAUCGGGAACCUCACGCAAGUCCCCUCGAAGUCCCGCCCCCUCCUCCCACGUGAGGCUCGCUUACAUUUCGCAGAAAGCAUGACAGCAAGGAGAGAGGGGAGGCGGCGCCCCCAAUCUGGCCUGGUUUGAGAUGUUCCCAGCCGUGGGAGACAGACAGACUGUCAUCAAAUGUCGGGAAAUAGCUGUCAUGAGACUCCUCACCCCCUGACACUUGACACCUUUCCCUUCCCGGCGCCUGAAGCCUUCGUUCCAUAGCUGCAAAGUCGUAGGUACUGUUUCUGUUGACUGAGCACCGAAUGCUUCCUAAUCCUCACGCAUCCCUGCUGGGGUAGAGACUGAAUUGCUUGGGGUCCCAGUCAGGGCCAGGAUGUCAGGGUCCGGGUCCAAGCUCAGCAUGGUGGUGGGAGUCUGGAGCCCACGCCCUUCCCGAUACACACGAUCAGCUGUGCUAUGGUCUCCCGGUUCCCAUUCUUGUCCGCGUGGAAUCAGAUGAAGAGGGGGACAAGGUGACAGCCUUAUGCGUUUGUCUGUUUCAUUCACUUCUGUGUUCUUCGCUCCUGAGAUGCGGUCUGUCGUGAAUGACGUGCUGUCCCACGUCUGGGGCUCGCACUGACCGAGACCUGGGCUUACGCAGUGUUAAUGAUUCAUUUCUUUCUUUCUUUUUUUUUUUUUUUUGAAGAUUUUAUUUAUUUAUUUGAGAGAGAGAAUGAGAUAGAGAGACAGCAUGAGAGGGGGAGGGUCAGAGGGAAAAGCAGGCUCCCCGCUGAGCAGGGAGCCCGAUGCGGGACUCGAUCCCAGGACUCCAGGAUCAUGACCUGAGCCGAAGGCAGUCACUUAACCAUCUGAGCCACCCAGGCGCCCCAUAAUGAUUCAUUUCUUUGAAAAUGGGGACUUCCCAUGUGCCUCCUCCUGUGGUGGGUGAUGCUGGGGACCCCAGAGGAGUCAGACCAGGACCCUGAUCUCAGAGAGGCUGCAGGCUGGCCACAGAGAUGGAUUUAGUCAGUGAGCUGUCAAGUUGGUUACGGCUGUGACAGAACAGGGACCAGUUGUAAGGGAUGGGGUGGGAGCUUGAGAGAUGGAGUUGAGGGCUUUCAUGGGCCCUGGUGGAAAGCCAGGCUGAGGGGCACUGGGGAGCCAUGGGAGGUGUGUGAGCAGGGGAGGGGUCAACACUGAAUGUAGAGAAGUCCCUCUGGGGUCCCCUGGGGGAUGGAGAGAGGCCAGGAGAAUGUGGGCAUGGGGGUCCUGGGGGAGAGGAGAAGGCCUGAGUAGGGGCCAGGUCACAGAGAUGGAGGGGAGAGAGUGGAGGGAAGAAGAGGCUAGUAGUGGGCUCUGAUCCAGCACACCCUCCCUUGCCUCACCUCCCAGUCUGGCAGAGCAUGGCUCCCACUCCCUCCUCUUUAAACAGACACUAACCCCCCACCCUGUUUCCCACAGCCUGGCCAUGCCCUCCAGGCUUCUCCUGCGGCCAUCCUGGGUCCAGAGCCCCCCUUCUUCCUGCUGUCUGCCCUCAACUCCCUACCCCCUGUCCUUCCGGAGGCAAACUCAUUGACCUUGAAACUGUGUGACCUUCAGAGCACCUCCAUUUGCUGGUCUGUAAAAUGGCUGCUAUAACCAAUACCACACGAAUUUAUCCUGCAGUUCUGGGGGUCCUAAAUGGGGGUCACUGGGUUCAGGAAGAGAGUCCAUUUCCUUUCCUUCUUUAGCUUCUAGAGGUUGCCCUGUUUGGUGGCUCGUGGGCCUUCGUGCAUCUUCAAAGCCAGCAGGGUCGGUCUCUCGGCCCCUCGCUCUUCUGCCUUUCUCUCCUACUUCCCAGUGAUGGUGUGGGCCCACCUGGACAAUCCAGGGUCCUCUCCCCAUUUUGACAAACAGCCUUAAUUCCAUCUGUGACCUUACUACCCUUUGCCACAGAAUGGAAUGUAGGCCCAGGUCCUGGGGAUUACAGCGUGGACAUCUUUGGGGCCAGUGAUCUGGGGGGCUGGCCCUUCUACCAGGACGCCCGCAGCCCGCACACUGAGUCAGCUUGUGUCUGGCUUUGGGGUGCUGCUGGGGGUGCUGAGCACCUUUCACAGCCGGAUGAGGGCCAGGGCAAGGCUGAUUGGGGAGGCCCCAGCUGCUGGGGGUGCCGUGGGCCAUAGGGGGGCACGUUGUUUCCCUGCUGGGUUCCCUUCCACCUGCUGCUUCUGCUGGGGCUGGUGGGGAGAUGGGAGAGCCCAGGCUGGACAGGGUGGAAGUGUGGGUGCUGCUCAGACCACUGGAGCUCACCCUGGGUGGGGGAGGGGGCAUGGGCAGUGGCUGUUCCAACCCUCUGCAGCCCCCCCUCCCCCAGGGGCCAGGCCUCCAGGCAGUGGCUGUGCCAGGCCCUCUGGUUCUGCCAAGGGAGAGAGUCUAGAAUGGAUACGGACACGGAUGAGAGGCCCAGCCAUCCCAGGAGGACCUGAAGGGAGACAGUAUGGGGGAGCGUGGAGGGUGAGGGAGGUCCUAUCUCCUCCGACUCUGGAGAAUAUGAGAUGUGGAGAUUCAGUAAGAGAUGGAUAGGAGAAUGGGGAGGCAGAGCGAGAGAGGUGGAGAGAGAGGGACAGAGAGGCAGAGAGAAGGAUAGGGGUGGGGGGAGACAGAGACGGGGUCAGGGGAGAUACAGAAGACCCUGAGAGAGUGGGACAGAGACCCCGAGAGACCCUGCGGGGCAGGGACACAGAGACCCCAAGAAAUGGGGUGAAAUGGAAGGAGAGGGGGAGGGGAUGCAUGCAGGUGCAUGGGACUGCAUAGACACGGCAGCUGAUGGCAGCCAAGGCAGGGAGGGGAGGUGAGAAGCAGGCCAGGCUGCUGGGAGGGAUCAAGUGGAAGAGGAGACAGAAAAAGAUAUGGAGACAAAGACCCAGUGAGAGGCAGAAACAUGAAGAGCUCUAGCGAAAGACCGAAAUAGCAUCGGAAUCAGUCUGAAGGAGAGCACUCGGGGGAGACAGACGGACAGGGAAACGGACACCAUGGAGAGAGGGCCAGAGGGCCGUGGGCCUGCAUGUAAAGGCGGGACUGUGGACAUAGCAGAGGAAUUUGGGAAUGAGAGUGACCACCCAUCUUGAUUAUCCUGGGACCGAGUGCUUCCUGGGAUCCAGGGCUUUGGGGGCUCAAACUGGAAAGUCCGAUGCCUUGGUCCCCUAGGUGGAACGGGGCAGCCCUGGGCCAGGGGCUUUUCUGGUUCAGCAGGUCGUUGGUUAUCAUUCACUUCCCUCCCAUCCCUCCCAUCUUCUCUUGCUGCCCUGGGAAAUGCGCCUCCCCACCACCCUUCCAUUGCCCCCUGCUCUGGGAAGAAACUACUUUGUCUGCUUUCUUUGGUUUUCAAACUCCCAAAUGUUUCUAAACUAAAGGUUAAAUUUUGCUCCACGUUCUGAGUCUUUUGAUGUAUCCACGGAGCUGCCUCAGAUAUAAAUGCACUAAGCUCCAAGGAGGGGUGGGGGGGGGCGGGGAAUCCAUCUCUUCUUGUCUUCAGAAAACAUUACAGAGAUGCCUCUGACCCUGGCCGCACAUCAGAAUCUCCGGGGGAGCUUUUAAAAUCCAAUUGAUGUCCAGGCCCCAUCCCCAGGCGCCGUGGUUUAAGUGGUCCAGGGUGGAGCUGGGCUCUGGGAGUUUCAAAAGCUCCCCAGGGAUCCCCAGGGGCAGCGGGCUGAGCCCCAUCCCUCCGAAGUGCCUGUGGUUGUGGAAAUGCAACCUUAAUAGCUCCCAGGGGACCCAGAACCCCAGCACUAAGUGGUUGAAAACCCUGGGGUGGGGGAGGGGGUCAUGCAAAGACCGACUUCUUUGUCUAUAUUUGGUUGUUCUACAAGCAUUGACAACCAAGACCCAAGCUGGGGGUCCCUUAGGAGUCAGAUCUUAUUCUGUGCACCCCACUCUUAAGCUCCUGGUCACAGCCUGGAAGGAUGGGAGGGGAGAGCAGGCAGCCACACUGGGAGCAGGAGGGGUUUUAGGAAGUCUUCUAGAGGAAGCCGACACAGAGCAGAACGGAGGCGGGAAAGGGUACUCCAGGCAGAGAGCACAGCAUGUAUAUGCAAAGGUACUGGGGAGUGGCAUUUUUUACUAUCUCUGAGUUAUAUGUGGUUAAGGAUAUUGGGGGGUGGGGGGGGGGGAGCUGUGCGUAGGAUGUAGGUGAGAUGGAAAAAAAAGAAAGGAAAAGAAAAGAAUAAAGACCAGAGGGAGUCAGGUCGUACACAGCCUCCAAGGCCAGGCUGAGGGGCUGGGACUCUGGGGGACGGGGCGGGGACGCGACCUGAGGGCCACAAGAAGGCUGCCAGCAGGGAGGGACAGGGUCAGCUCUGGUUGUAGAAGGACCUCUGUGAGAGCUGGAGGAGAGAGACAGGAAGCAAGGCAAAGGUCCAGGGAGAGAGAAACCCUGGGAGCGGGGCAGGAAGGUCUCCGAAUUCUGGUUUGCGAAACCAAAUUCCCUCCCAGAGCCGGGCGGACUAACUUCUAGCUGGGAAAAUGGUCCAACACCUCCCCCGUGUGGUUACUCGUAGUUUUGCAACCAGGGCCUCUAAAUCAGGACGCUUUUGAGAAUUAAAGAGGACGCUGUUACCAAUGAUGUUGGAAGAACUGGCCCAAAGUGUUUGCAAUCCGCGAGACAAAAUCGUAGUGAAGCUAUAAAUCCGUUCCUAAUCAAAAUUUGCUAGGCCUUUCCUGGGAAACCCAGGAUGUUCGGUCACCCUAUUCAGGAGCUGCCCUUUCAGAUGUUGAGUCGAAAUGAAAUUGUUCAUCCGAUGAGAAGGUGGAUGAAGCUCAACCAAAGGCUGGGGUGUCACCCAGGGCAUUCCAUCUACUGGGGGUGAAGUCACGGAGUGGUGAGGAGGAGUUUAGUGAGGGAGCUGGUAACAGACUGUCUUCCAUAGGAAAGGGCAUUGACAGUGGGUAUUGAAGGUUGAAUAGGAGUUUUCUAAGAAAAGAGAAAGAUGUGUUGAUAGAAUAUAACAAUGAAGAUGAUAACUACAGACUUUUUGCAGCUGACAAAUUCCAUUCGUGUCUUUGAUCUCAAGUUUUUCUGGCUGUAGCCACCUGGUCCCACUGAACAAAGAUUUUCACCUUUGUCAGACUGAGAAGAAAACCAGGGUUCAGAGAGAAGGAAUAUAUCUGAAGUACACAGCAGUCUGUGUUGAUACCAGGUGAGUCAGCCCUGCUCUCUCUCCCCUCUGUGCUAUUUUAUUUUUAAAGAUUUUAUUUAUUUGAGAGAGAUAGAGCACGAGCAGAGGGGAGGGGCAGAGGGAGAGAGAGAAACAGACUCCCCUCUGAGCAGGCAGCCUCUUGUGUUGUGGGACUCCAUCCCAGGACCUUAGGAUCCUGACCUGAGCCAAAGGUAGAUGCUUAACCGACUGAGCCACCGAGGCGCUGCUCCCCUUUGUGCCUUUGCAACCAGAAUUCCAAUGUCCUUCCUCCUUUCUAACUGCUCCUGAAAGACUCCUACUCAUCCCUCAAAACCCAGCUCCCUGUCUCAAACCAGGGACUCCAGGCCUCUAGCCCCUCCUUUGUCAGACCCAGGAGGCUGGACACCUGGCCCCUCCUCCCUUUGAUUCGGAGACCUGUCCCUCAAACAGAGCCGGGGAGGCUGUGUACCAGCCAGGAUGGAAUGGGAUCUGCUGAUUCAGUCCAUUUAUUUGGUCUCAGAGGCCAGAGUCAUGAUCCAGGGCAGAAUGCUUUUGGAUUAGGCGUCCCUGUGUCUUCUCAUUGCUGAACCUAAGGGAAGAAGACACAGAGAUACACAGAGGCAUGGGAGAGGAGGAGAGGCUAAGUGGAUAAAAUGGGGGCCCAAAAAGACAGAGAUUCAGCCCGCCACCCCUACCCUCUUCCCACUCACCUUGUUGAAGAAGUAGAUGGAGGCAAGGAUGGUGAAUACAGCCAUGGCCAGGGUUACAUUCUGGGGGGAGCAGUCAGAGGUCAGGGCCCACUCCCUGCCCUACCUCCCCCCCCCCCCCCCCCGCCAGACCCCUCCUCACUUCCUGAAAGUUCAUGGCCAUGGCCUUGAACUCCGUGCUUUGCUUGGUCUCCUUCCUUUCCUGGACUCUGAACCAGAGAGGACAGAUCAGCCACUAGAACCUAAAAGGGGUUGCCUGGGAGACCAGAAUGGUGGCCGUGGUGACGAGAGAAGGGCAUUCUGGGUAGAGGGGACACAGGGCAGAUGCUUGAGGGAGAGGGGGACUGGGAUGCAGAAUGUUACAUGCAGUAUCUGAACUUGGGAGCGGGACAUUUGAGAUUGCAGAAUCCAGAUCUCCAACACUAUGCUGAGUUUGGUCCCCCCAUCCCACCCCAGGGUGCUGGGAAGCCAUGGGAGGCUGAGAAUAGGGGCGGCUCUGGGCGCGUCAGUGUCUUGGAGCAGGGAGGAGGCUGGGAGCCGGGAGGUGGCCCCAGGGAAAACAGACACAAUGUUGACAGGGACCGCAGCUGGACUGGGGACUCCAAUGAGUCUUGUCACCCGUGCUGGGGGUGGGGUGGCGGCACCUACCUGUGGACCACAGGCACAGGGACAGCGCCAGAGACUCCAACCGCCCCCACCCCGGGGGUCCCUGACUUUCACGCCACCAGCCUUCCCACUAGCAUUACAGGCCUCCGACUCUUUUUGUCCUUUACGCCUUUAGAACUAACUUCUCGGUUUACCAGAAACACAGAGGCUAAAGAAACAAGUACCGUCGAAGGUCAUUAUCCACGGGUCCCAUUUUUGCGAAUUCACCUCCCCCUAAAUUCUCUGUAAUCCCAAAACGCAUACCCGUUACCCUCUUGCAGGCAUUCGUGGACAUGCGCAGAACGAUUAAAAUUUUGAGUUGCUGGAUGCACACGUGUUCCCAGCUGAGGUUCUGACGAGGGGACACUCUGCCCUUUGAACUCAUUAAUCCUCAAAGCAGCUCUCUGAGAUUGCACUCGUUCCCAUUUUAUGGAUUUGAUGAGCGAGGAGGCACAGAGAGGUGCGGUAACUUGCCCACAGUUGCACGGCUUGUAAACGGUUACGUUAGGAGUUUGAACCCAGCCAACCCAAAUCCAGGGUCUGGGUGUUCAACCACUGGCCCAUGCUGGCUGGGGCCAGAUGUGGGUGGCACCGGAAGGUGACAUCUCCAGGAAGCCCAAGAGAGCUUCAAAGAGCUCCAACAUUUAAGGGGUGAGAAUAGAAAAAGACAGACUUGGGUUGUGGGGAGAGAGGAGAAAGUAGAGAAAGUGUCUAGAAUGUGGGGCUGGGUGGGGGUGGGGGUCUCUUUGUGUCCUUUCGCACCCAGGUUAAGGGCCCCUGGUUCAAAUCCCAGCUUCGCCACUCACUGCCUGUGUCCCCUCAGGCAAAUUAUGGGACCCGCCGUGCCUCGGUUUCCCCAUCUGCACGAUGGGGGCGGUGAGAACCGCAUCAACCCCCGUCAGAGGUACAGUGAAGAUAAAGCUGGCUACUCCGCUGGCUAAUCCAAGGCUGGCAAGGGCCCUGGGGGAGCCGGAUCCCAGGAGGCCACCUUGGCUCCCGGGGUAGGCAUGCCGGGACCCGCUUUUCCGGGGGUGCUGAGGCAGGGGUAACGAGCGGGUGGGGCUGCGGCACCGACAGCGGGCUGAGCUCAGCGUCUGGGCUGCGUGGACAUGGACGGGCCGGGGUUUUGGGGGCUCCCCGCUGGACUUCUGCUCCUGCUGCUAUUGCCGCCGCCACCCCGGGCCCUGGCCGAAGGACCCCUGGUGUUUGUGGCUGUGGUGUUCCGCCACGGCGACCGGGCCCCGCUGGCCUCCUACCCCACCGACCCACACAAGGAGGCCGCCACCACCCUGUGGCCGAGAGGCCGGGGCCAGCUGACUGGGGAGGGGGUCCGCCAGCAGCUGGAGCUGGGACGCUUCCUGAGGGGCCGCUACGAGGCCUUUCUGAGCGCGGAGUACCGGCGGGAGGAGGUUUAUGUUCGAAGCACUGACUUUGACCGCACGCUGGAGAGCGCUCAGGCCAACCUCGCAGGGCUGUUCCCCGAGGCUGCCCCGGGGCGCCCAGAGGCUGCCUGGAGGCCCAUCCCUGUGCACACGGUGCCCGUCACCGAGGACAAGCUGCUGAGGUUCCCCACGCGCAGCUGUCCCCGAUACCAUGAGCUGCUGCGAGAGGCCACCGAGGCUGCCGAGUACCAGACUGCGCUGGAGGGCUGGACAGACUUCCUGACUCACCUGGAGAACUACACGGGGCUGUCGUUGGUCGGAGAGCCGCUCCGCAGGGCGUGGAAGGUUCUAGACACGCUGAUGUGCCAGCAAGCCCAUGGUCUUCCCCUCCCAUCCUGGGCCUCCCCGAAUGUCCUACGGACACUAGCCCAGAUCUCAGCUUUGGAUAUUGGGGCCCACGUGGGUCCACCCCGGGCAGCCGAGAAGGCCCAGCUGACAGGGGGGAUCCUGCUGGAUGCCAUCCUUGCCAACUUCUCUCGGGUCCAGCGCCUGGGGCUGCCCCUCAAGAUGGUUAUGUACUCAGCUCACGACAGCACCCUGCUGGCCCUCCAGGGAGCCCUGGGUCUCUAUGAUGGGCACACCCCACCGUAUGCUGCCUGCCUCGGCUUUGAAUUCCGGAGGCGCCUCGGGGACCCGGACGAAGAUGCAGGGAACGUCACCAUCUCCCUUUUCUACCGCAACGACUCCACCGGCCUGCCCCUGCCCCUCAGCCUUCCUGGGUGCCCAGGCGCCUGCCCGCUAGGCCGCUUCCGCCAGCUCACCGCCCCGGCCCGGCCUCCGGCUCACGGGGUCCCCUGCCACGGCCCCCCUGAGCCUGCCACCCCUGCAGGUGACGGCCACUGGCACUGGGGUGGGAGUGUGGGGGGGCGCUGGUCCCGAGACUCACACUCCCGUGUUCUCCCCGCAGCCACUGUGGUGCCCCUGCUGGCCGGGGCCGUGGUAGUGCUGGGGGUGCUCAGCACGGGGCUGGGCCUGCUGGCCUGGAGACCCAGCUGCCUGCGGGCCUGGGGGGGCCCCGUGUGAGCUGGGAGCCCGGGCACCCCUCCCCCACAGCUGGCACUGCGUCCCAACACGACUGCUCCCCCCGCUGCUUUGGCUUCCGUUGACUUACUGCGUGCGCCCGUUCUGGGGAACCGAGGGGGCGCUCCCUGGCCGGGAAGCCGCAGGCAGUCGUGCGCGCUCCUGCGGGUCGGCAUCCGUGUGCACAUGGGCAUGCGUUAAGGGCGGCUUGCGUACACGUACGUGGCACGCGUGUGCAUACACGCGUGCUUCCUGGGUUCUGUGCACACGGGUGCACGCACCCACCUGACCCAUCUCCGUGCACGCACGUGCACGCCGGUCCGUGCGGGUGCUGUGUACUCACGCACGGGGGCACAUGGCACGUCAGUGCCCGUGGGGACAUGCGUCCGUGGGCACAGCCACGUGGCGCGCACACCAGCUCAGGGAGCCCCUCCGCGGGUCACACGCCCCGUGGAGACCCGGCUCCGGGACCCUCGCAGGCUCUCAGUGCCGCAGCCCGGCGUCACCUUUUUCUCCAUCCUCCGGCUGCGGUGGGGUGGGUCAGGCCCGCGUGCACAGGGACAGCGCUCGGCGAGGGCCGGGUCCCGAGCCACGGCAAAGCCGGAGGCGGGCUCCGAGCGACCGGCCUCUGGGCCCCACCGCGUCUGGCAGACCCCACCACCCUUGCCUCGAGGCUCCCGGACGCCGGCAGCGCUGGGAAUACGGCUCAGGGCUCCCAGCACCGCACAGGCUCCGGCCGCUUGGCGGUGGCCUGCGGCAGCACCCGCCGGCUGCCACGCGGCCACUUAAACGAAGGCAAGUGGAGAACUGAGGUCCCAGCUGCACUGGCCGCAGUUCAAGGGCUCUGGUCACGCACGGCUGGCGGCUGGCGGCUGGCGCGCUGCUCGGACGGUAGAUGGGGCCCCCGUCACCAAGAGCACAGCUCGCGCAGCGCUGAAGACUAAGAAAAGCCACUGCACACCUGCUGAGAGAAACAGCAGGCUCUGUUCGUGCUGUCCCUGCACUUAACUGCUCAUCCCAGGAGGGGAGGUGCCACCUCCCCACCACAUACCAAGCACUGAAUGGCCCAAACCUGGGGCACUGACAGUCAUGCCUAGGUCUCCAGCUGCAUGUACCGCACAGCACUACGAUCGGGGGAGGCCACCAGACUGACAGAAGCUACUCCUAGCCACCAGAUCCCCAGACUUCCACCUGCGGGGAGGGAGGUGCCAGGGCCCUCGCACAGGGGCCAGCAGCCCUGUCUGCACAGCUCAGAGAAGCUUGGGACCUCCCUCCUCCAUGCCCAUCCCUGGGUGGGGACCGGGCUCUCAGAACUUGCACACCCCCCUGCCCAUCAUCGUCCCUGGAGGUAUGGAGCCAUCACAGGGCCUCAAAAAGUGUCAUGCACUUGGGGGUGGGGUGGGGGGGGGAGAAGCAUCUUCUUGCUUAGAGAUUCAGACCCAAAGUUCUAGCAGGUUCCCCUACCCUGUUUUGAGUGGCCCCAACAGGAGCCCAGCCUUCUCAGCA
Mirounga angustirostris (Northern elephant seal) is the source of this 10628-nucleotide messenger RNA. RefSeq names its product acid phosphatase 4 (gene ACP4). Gene Ontology annotation, cellular component: lysosome; postsynaptic membrane. The record is from RefSeq and is a predicted model, not a curated record. Bases 7770 to 9125 code for a protein of 451 amino acids. Gene Ontology annotation, molecular function: protein tyrosine phosphatase activity; acid phosphatase activity; receptor tyrosine kinase binding. Gene Ontology annotation, biological process: lysosome organization; regulation of neuronal synaptic plasticity; peptidyl-tyrosine dephosphorylation involved in inactivation of protein kinase activity. NCBI's taxonomy places the organism in Eukaryota, Metazoa, Chordata, Mammalia, Carnivora, Phocidae. The transcript has 11 exons.